Messenger RNA from Zygosaccharomyces rouxii, 1014 nucleotides. RefSeq names its product 25S rRNA (adenine2142-N1)-methyltransferase (gene BMT2). Gene Ontology annotation, cellular component: nucleolus. Bases 1 to 1014 code for a protein of 337 amino acids. The transcript has a single exon. Gene Ontology annotation, molecular function: rRNA (adenine) methyltransferase activity. The record is from RefSeq and is a predicted model, not a curated record. NCBI's taxonomy places the organism in Eukaryota, Fungi, Ascomycota, Saccharomycetes, Saccharomycetales, Saccharomycetaceae.
AUGAGCUUCGAUGAAAAGUUUCACAUAAUGAAAAAAAGGUCAGCAAUGAUAUCCAGGAAAAGGAAGACGAUCACCGGUCGUCAGGUAUCUGGGAAUGUUCCAAUUAGCAUCAAGCCUACUAAAUCUAGAAGGAUUAUCAGAAGAUUCCAUUUAUUAAUCAAUAAAAGACGUAUUCUAUGCAACAAACUAGGCAUAUCACUGGUGGAUAAUGACGAAGACGCUAAUAAGAAAACCAUUGACGAUUCUCUUAAUCCCAAAAUGAAACGGCAGUACGAAAUAGGCACCUCAAGGGAUGAUAUGGAACCACAACUGCUCAAAGCGCAAAGUCUGCAAUCUGAACAAGAACUUGUCCAAUGCCUUGGAUACAUUAUGAAUCAGAUUCAUAGUCGUGGUGGGCUCAGGGAUUACCAAUUGGCAAGCCGUGUGGGACAGACAAAUAACAGGGGUGGCGACUCCUCUAAAAUACUAGUACAAUGGCUACAAGAAUUAGGUCACAGAAGCGAUGGUUCUCUUAGCGCCUUAGAAAUUGGUUCUUUGAGUACUGAAAAUCGAAUAAGUACUUGUGGACUUUUCGAACCUGUAAUACGAAUAGACCUAGAAAGUUCACAACCAGGCAUUCAAAAACAAGAUUUCAUGCAAAGACCGCUGCCUAAGGACGAAGGUGAAAAGUUCGAUUUUGUAUCCUGUUCACUGGUGUUAAAUUUCGUCCCGACACCGAUACAAAGAGGACAGAUGUGCAUGAGAUUCGAACAUUUUCUCAGAGAAAAUGGCUAUCUGUUCGUCGUGUUACCGCUACCGUGUAUUAACCAUUCGAGGUACAUGAGCAAGAACCAUUUUACGCAAUUAAUGGAAUUCUUGGGUUAUUCAAUGGUGAAAUACCACGAAUCCAAAAAAUUGUGCUACAUGUUAUUACGUCGUACUAGUUCGAAGAAUCAGGAAGGCUACGACAAAUUCACCAAGAAGCACAAAUUUCACGAUAAACCAGGUUUUAACAAUUUUUGUAUUAUGCUAUAG